Petromyzon marinus (sea lamprey) is the source of this 1697-nucleotide messenger RNA. The record is from RefSeq and is a predicted model, not a curated record. NCBI's taxonomy places the organism in Eukaryota, Metazoa, Chordata, Hyperoartia, Petromyzontiformes, Petromyzontidae.
AUUUGUGCUAGCGAGCAGGAUCGCAAGGCUCGUGUGGUGGACCCAGGCGGAGGGUGGCACAGUCGCUGGCAGCUCGUGGCUUGUGUCACCGUCAUCUACAACUGGCUCGCCAUCAUCUGCAGGGCGAGCUUCCCAGACAUCCAGAGGCAGCACGCCGCGCUACUGCUCCCCGUGGACUACCUCUGCGACGCCGUCUACCUCGCCCACAUGGCCCUUGCGAGCCGCACUGGUUUUAUGGAGCAUGGGUUUCUGGUAACGGACGUGGUCAGGAUCCGUGAGCGCUACUUGCAGUCAUCUCGGUUCAAACUCGACGUCUUGUCCGUCCUCCCAACGGACAUCCUCUACCUGUGGGUCGGCACAAACCGCCCCGAGUUGCGGUUCAACCGCCUCCUGCGAGUCUCGUGCGUGUUCGACUGUUUCGACCAAAUCGAGACGCGGACGAAAUACCCGAAGAGCUUCCGCAUCUUCAAGCUGGUCGUGUACAUCUACGCCAUGGUCCACUGGAACGCGUGCGUCUACUUCCUGCUGUCCGCCCACAUCGGUUUUGGCACCGACGGCUGGGUCUACCCUAACACCUCGACGGCCACGUUCGCGCCCACGGCGCACCAGUACCUGCACUCCCUCUUCUUCUCGUCGCUCGUCCUCUUCACCGUGGGCAACAUGCCCCGGGCCGAGCAGGACGUGGAGUACGCCUUCAUGAUCGUUGACUUGCUGAUCACCGUAUUUGCGUUCGCCACCAUUGUCGAGUACAUCUCGGGCAUCGUUUUACGGGACAAAGCCGACGUGCGGUUCAUAGCAAACUUCUGCGAGGUGAGAAAGUACGUCAAGUAUCACGGCAUUGGCCAGGAGACGGAGCGCAGGGUGGUGACCUGGCUCGAGUUCUUGCACUUCGGCAAGAAGGCGCUCGGCGGGGAGGAGGAGGCGGCGCUGCGGCGGCUGCCCAUCACGCUCAGGGCCGCCAUCGCCAUCGACGUCCACAUGCACACGCUGCGCAAAGUGGAGCUGUUUCGCAACUGCGAGAUGGGGCUGCUGGAGGAGCUAGUGCUGAAGCUGCGGCCCAAGCUCUACAGCGCGGGGGACUACGUGUGCCGGAAGGGCGAUGUCGGCAGGGAGAUGUACUUUGUCAAGGAUGGGAACCUGGCGGUGGUAGCGGACGACGGCGUCACGCUGCACGCUGUCUUGGCGGAGGGCAGCUACUUUGGUGAGAUCAGCCUCCUGAACAUCACCGGCAGCAGAGCGGGCAAUCGGCGCACGGCAAACAUCAGGAGCAUCGGUUACUCGGACCUAUUUUGUCUCUCGAAGGGCGACCUGCAAGAGGUGCUGUGCGAAUACCCCGCGGCACGCGACAUCAUGGAGGAGAAGGGCAGGCAGAUCUUGGCGGGCAUGGCCCUUCUGAGCGAUGACGUCGCUGUUGCCGCGCCUACCGGCGGCGGCGGUUUCUGCGCAAUCCCUGGGGGAGCCCUGAGCGAUAUGGAGCACUCCGUGGAGGCCCUGCAGAUGCAGGUGGCGCGAUUGCUCGCGGAGCACCGCUCCAUGCAAAGGAGGAUGAACGCGAGGCUCUGCGAGCUGGAACGCAUCUGGGGCGAAGCGGAUUCCCACGAGGGUAGCAGUGAGAACGAUUAAUUUGUGGGCUCUGACAUCAACACGCAGUACACUGAAUAUACUUCUUGCAUCAGAAUAAAAAAAAAUCGAGCACG